GGAGGGGACGAUGGAGGCGCGCAGGGCCCGGCGGCCCCGCGCCCCUCACAGCGCCCAGCGCCGCCAGCAGCGCCGCGGGGCCCGGCCCUGAGCCACGCCGUGAGUCGGGGAGCUCCGCGGGGCCCUGAGGGGGGUGUCCGCGGUGCGCGUGUGUCCCCGGUGCGCGUCCCUCUGUGCCCGUCCCCGGUGCGUGUCCCUGUGUCCCCUGCCCGGUGCCUGUCGCCGCCGGCGUGUGUCCCAAGUGCCCGCGUUCCCUCAUCCCUCCUGGGCAGCCCCGAGGCCGGAUAACCCUUCCCGCUGGGAUGGAUCGCGGGCCAGCGCCGCUGUUUGCCCGCCGAGGCCGGGGAUUGAAUUUCUCUCUCUCUGGCUGAGGUUCCUGCAGCUCCAGCAUGGAGAUGAGUCGGGAGAAGCUGUGUGCCAGCAAGGCUGAUGGCAGCUCAGACUCUGCCUACCACUGCUCGGCGUGCCACGGUGACGAGGAGUGGGGCAGCACCAGCCGGGGCCGGGCCAAGUCACGCAGUUUGUCAGCUUCACCUGCCCUUGGAAGCACCAAAGAAUUCAGGAGAACACGCUCCUUGCACGGACCAUGCCCAGUGACCACGUUUGGACCAAAGGCCUGCAUGCUGCAGAAUCCCAAAACGAUUAUGCACAUUCAGGAUCCAGCAAGCCAGCGGUUGACAUGGAACAAACCUCCCAAGAGUGUCCUUGUGAUCAAGAAGAUCCGUGAUGCCAGUCUGCUGCAGCCCUUCAAAGAGCUCUGUGUGUACCUCACCGAGGAGAACAAUAUGAUAGUGUAUGUAGAGAAAAAAGUGUUGGAAGACCCUGCUAUAGCUAAUGAUGAGAAUUUUGGACCAGUGAAGAAGAAAUUUUGCACCUUUAGAGAAGACUAUGAUGAUAUCUCCAAUCAGAUAGACUUCAUCAUAUGCCUGGGAGGAGAUGGGACCUUACUUUAUGCUUCUUCACUUUUCCAGGGUAGUGUACCUCCAGUCAUGGCUUUUCAUCUGGGAUCCCUUGGAUUUCUUACUCCAUUUAAUUUUGAGAAUUUUCAGUCCCAAGUCACUCAGGUUAUAGAAGGCAAUGCUGCUCUGGUUCUCCGGAGCAGGCUCAAGGUGAAGGUGGUCAAGGAGCACAGGGAGAAAAGCACAGUGCAGAAUGGCAUCGAGGAGAAUGGAGUCGUGGCUGCAAGCCUGGAGAAAGAAGUGGGCAAACAAAUUAUGCAAUAUCAGGUCCUCAAUGAAGUUGUGGUGGAUCGUGGCCCUUCCUCCUACCUGUCCAACGUGGAUGUGUUCCUGGAUGGGCACCUGAUAACCACAGUGCAAGGAGAUGGGGUGAUCGUGUCCACGCCGACCGGCAGCACCGCGUACGCCGCCGCGGCCGGAGCGUCCAUGAUCCACCCCAACGUCCCUGCCAUCAUGAUCACCCCCAUCUGCCCCCACUCCCUGUCCUUCAGACCCAUCGUGGUUCCUGCUGGAGUGGAGCUCAAGAUCAUGCUCUCCCCAGAUGCCAGGAACACGGCGUGGGUUUCGUUUGAUGGAAGGAAGAGGCAGGAGAUAUGCCAUGGAGACAGUAUCAGCAUCACUACCUCUUGUUACCCCCUCCCCUCCAUCUGCUUCCGGGACCCCGUGAGCGACUGGUUCGAGAGCCUGGCCGAGUGCCUGCACUGGAACGUCCGCAAGAAGCAGAACAACUUUGCCGUGGAGGAGGAAGAAUUCUGAGUGUCCACAGCCAGCAGGGCUCGUGGCAGUGGAAUGUGGCAGAAUCCCUCCCCUCUGCUGGGAUUUGGAGCAGUGGAACGUGGCAGAAUCCCUCCCCUCCACUUGGAUCUUGGAGCUGUCGGUGCAGGCGCCGCCCCGGAGCUGCCUUGAGGUUGUGUUGAUAUCCCUGAGGUGCUGGGGCUGGGAAGGGUUGAGCUCCUUCCUGGCCAUCAGGAGUGGGAGUGGAAGGCUCUGAUGGUUCUGAUCCAGUGGGAAUUUCCUUCCAAACGAGCAGUCUGAGAGUGGAUCAUUCCUGACUGCUGUCCAAAACCACAUCUGCAGAUUUGAUUGUAACCUCUGACUUACCAGUUCCAUGGUAGGCUGAAUGUAGCUACACCAGGGAAAAGUGGCAGCAGAAAAGUGGCAUUAAAAUCUUUUAUUUGAUAGGUUUGUAACUCCAUUUAACACUGCUAGGAACAGAAAGGCUCUGAGAAGUUUUCUUAUUUUAAAAACAAAGCUCCUCUUUGUUAUCUUAAAUACACCUUGCCCAGAAAAUACUUUCUUACUUGCAAGUGUGACACACUGAAGAAACAUCCACAAAGGAUGUUUUUUAUUAAUAGAUGGAAUUAGUAAUUAAAAGUAUAUAUUUUUUAUAUAUACAUUUUUUUCUCUUGUGCCCAUUUGAGCAGUGGUUGACCCUUGGCUGUCAGCACUGUGGAAAUACCCACAAACAGCAGGGAUGAACAUUAAUUAUUCUGGGUUUGUAGCUGAGCUAAUUCACAGCUCUGCACUUCCUCUUGGUGGGAAUCAUCCAUGUGUUGGUUUUUCUUAUUAUUUUUGUUUGAUUCCCUGGGAUAAAUGGUAGCAUUAGAGACUAUCAUGUUUAAAAAAUAAUAAUAAUUCUCCAAGUGUUCAAGAAGAAUCUGGACUUCAAUUGCUACUGAAUUCACUGUUGUCCUGAAGAAAAUAUCCUUUUCUAAGAUCCUGAAUGCCCUCAACUUCCAUGAAACCUUCCAACUCUUGGUGCUGAGUAAUCCAGGGUGGGAUUCUGCAGUGGUGGGCUGGAGAAAUGAGAGGACACAUUCCCAGUGGAGUAGCAACGGUGCCUUCAGCACACUCAAGAUAUUCUAAGUCUCACAUUUACUUUUUUUAAGAUGCUUUCAAAUGUUUCUAACUUCUCUCUGUACAUAUUUUAUUGUAUGUGCUUUUAUGAAAGAACAAACAAAAAACCCAACAAAAGAACUGGUUGGGAUGGGGGGAAAGGGUUUGUACUGUACUUUACCUGCAAAACAGCAAACCCAAGGAUAAUGUUUACAUUUAUGUUCUCUGUGGUGCAGUCUCUUCAUCUUACCCAAACUUCAGCAUUUUCAAGUCUUGCUGCAUCGCUCACUGAGGGAGGGAGGGACAGGAGCUGCUCAGUCCUGUGGCAGAACCUGGCAAGGAAUGGAUUCCUGGCUGAGGAGGGAUUUCCUUGGAAUGGGGGCAGAACCUGGCCAAGGAAUGGAUUCCUGGCUGAGGAGGGAUUUCCUUGGGAACAGGGGCAGGAUCUCUGCAAGGAAUGAUUCCUGGCUGAGGAGGGAUUUCCUUGGGAACAGGAUCUCUACAAGGAAUGAUUCCUGGCUGAGGAGGGAUUUCCUUGGGAACAGGGGCAGGAUCUCUGCUGAACCCUUUCCAUGAUUGUCUUACGUUGUGUCUGUGGUCCAAAGUGGAAAUGGGAAUGGCUUCAUUUCCAAACUCUGCCUGACCUGUUGUCCUCUGGUGGUUUCAAUAAUGUCUCAUCCCUUUUGGAUGCUGCCCUGGGCUGAGCUCCUCAAGUGCAGGUGAGAGCAUUUUCCAGAAAAGAGAAGCAAACUCUUGGGUGAAGAUUCAGAUCACAACGAAAGCGUGUUGGGAUAAAUGAACACUUGGCCUGUACAUUUUGUUACAUAGAAUAUUGGUUUGAUUGGGUCAAAACCAGAUGGAUUUUGGGAUAUCUUGGAGAAUCUCCAGAGAGCUUUUGGGAUUUCUCUUUCACUUGAAUCUGCAGUAAUUGUUUUAUCACUGUUUUGAAGCUGCUUACGGGUUUCCUAAGCGGAGUAUUCAGUUAUUUCCUAACUGGUUACUUUUGGAACUAGAGAAGUGUCAGGCUUUUUUGCUUUGGAACUCUUUUGUUUAAACAUGCAAUAAUUGAGAGAAGGAACAGGGUAUGGUGUCUAGAGAAACGUGUGGAUGAGUGGAGAGUGAGCAGUUCUAGGCACACUGGGGAGUGGAAGAUCAUUUUGCAGAGGUGAAAUGAUUGAUGAGCCUUAUCUAGUAUUUUUUUAAAGAUAAAACUAUAUUCAGCACUUUUUAUUUAUGCUUUUUAUAAUAGUAAAGCUAUUCUUAAAGCUAAAUUGCCGAACUUUUAAUUUUCAGAGUGCACAGGCAAUUAAAUCUGUAAUCAAAGUGUACUGAACUACUUUAGAUCUACAUUAGGGGUUGGCUUGAAAUUUCUUCUUUCAAUUUAUCACCUGCUGCAAUUGCAUUGCUGCCUCUGAGGCUGCUGCAGCUUUGCUUGUGCAUAGUUGUGCUGAGAAAAGGCAUUUUCUGGGUGGCUGCUGAGCAACUUCAGCCCUGGCUUUUCCUCCAAAAGCUGCCUUGAUUCUCCCUGGCCCAGCCUGGGCUGUGGUAAAGUUUUUAAUCUGCAAACUGCAGGGCAGGGAGGCUGCAGCAGCCCUGGAGUUCUGCACUGAGCUGCUCCAGGAGUGGGGGAGCUGAAGCAGAAAAAAGCUGAAAUGCACCUCACUUUAUUGGCAAUAAAACCUCGUUUUGCUAAUGUAGCUUAUUCUGAAUAACUUGGUUAAACUGUGCUAAAAAUGGGGGUUUGCUGAUUAAGAGUUUGUAAUAAAAGGGUUUGUAAGUCACUGGCACUUACAAAUCCUUUCAUCUACAAAGGGCCAAAAUGGAAGCUGGGAAAUUAAUUUGGUUUUUUUUAAGAAAAAAAAAGAAGUUAUCCUCUGGUAGAAAUGGAAGAAGUUGUUACCAACUGUAGUAGGGAAUAAAGCAGUGUACUGAAUUUUUAAAAGCUAAAAAAUCCUGUUACAUAUUGUUAACACAUUGAAAACUUGGUUUUAAAUAUUGUUGAGAAAUAAAAUAUUUUUCAAUCCUUUCAAUAAAACUUUUUUGUAAAGUUG
Molecule: messenger RNA, 4846 nt
Organism: Passer montanus (Eurasian tree sparrow)
Lineage: Eukaryota; Metazoa; Chordata; Aves; Passeriformes; Passeridae
Gene: NADK
Product: NAD kinase
Exons: 12
Coding region: 390-1715 (441 amino acids)
Biological process (GO): NAD+ metabolic process; NADP+ biosynthetic process
Molecular function (GO): NAD+ kinase activity
Source: RefSeq, a predicted model, not a curated record